Molecule: messenger RNA, 1832 nt
Organism: Helicoverpa armigera (cotton bollworm)
Lineage: Eukaryota; Metazoa; Arthropoda; Insecta; Lepidoptera; Noctuidae
Product: actin-related protein 5-like
Exons: 6
Coding region: 1-972 (323 amino acids)
Biological process (GO): proton transmembrane transport
Cellular component (GO): vacuolar proton-transporting V-type ATPase, V1 domain; lysosomal membrane
Molecular function (GO): proton-transporting ATPase activity, rotational mechanism
Source: RefSeq, a predicted model, not a curated record
AUGGAGAAUAUAUUAGUUCUAAAAGACAACAAGACGGUUCCGGAUAUAGUUCACGAAUAUAGUCCUACGCUAAAGUUUGGACACAUACCUUUGGUGAUAGAUAAUGGAUCGUACCAAUGUAGAGUUGGCUGGUCAAUUUAUGACGAGCCUAACCUUAUUUUCAAGAACUUGAUAGCCAGGCCUAGAAAAGACCGAUGUAAAAAAGAUGCAGAGCCGCCAGCCACACCACCAAUUCAGAUUGGUAACGAUAUCAUCAAUAUUGAAGCAGUAAGGUUUCAACUAAAGACACAAUUCGAUAAGAAUGUGGUGACACAUUUUGAAGCACAGGAGCAAGUGUUUGACUACAUCUUCUCACAUCUGGGAAUAGACAGCGAGGGCAGUGUGCCGCACCCUAUUGCAAUGACAGAAGCCUUCGUUACUCCCAACUAUUGCAGGCAGUUAUGUACAGGAACAACAUUCCAUGGAGACACAGCCCUCAUUGUCAACUGUGGUUACCAUACCAUACAUAUCAUACCUGUCAUCAGGGGGCAGGUUAUUGUGGAUCAUGCUAGAAGAAUCAAUUUGGUUUUGGUUCACUUUCCUAACAAGUUGAAAAUAUUUUUAAACAAUUUAUAUCAUUCCAGUCUCGAAUGGUCUCCCGUCCAUAAAUCCGCUAAGUUCUGGCGCGAGAACGCGGCCCGCCUCAACGAGCGCGGCCAGGAGUUGCUGCGGACGCUCGUGCACCUGCUGGAGAAGAGCUCCGACCCCGUCGUGCUGGCCGUGGCCUGCUACGACGUCGGCGAAUACGUGCGCCACUACCCUAGGGGCAAGCAUAUUAUCGAGCAAUUGGGUGGCAAACAGCGCGUGAUGUACCUGCUCAGCCACGAAGACCCCAACGUGCGAUAUGAGGCUCUACUCGCCGUCCAGAAAUUGAUGGUUCACAACUGGUACGUUUUCAUUUUGUGUAUAAGUGCAUAUUUUAAUCAAAAAUAAUUCAAAGGGAGAGUGGCCACUGAUUCAGGCUUUCACUUGUUUGACUCGUCAAAAUUGUAGAUGCAUAUAGUCAGAUAAUAUCCAGCUUAAUUCGAAGAUUGUCUGUCACACGCAUGGGCGUGCAAGUAAUAAGCUACUGAAGACAGGUUUUUUGACCCAAUCAGGAUAAGCAUAAGCAACAUUGUAUUGCAAGUGAAAGUAUUAUCAAACUGCUUUAUGAGUACAUUGUAUGUAUCUGAUUAGAUGAUUACAUAAUCACGAUAACUUUGUAUAACAAACGUUAAUCUGUAAACAUAGCGUCAUUGGGUGGUCAGCUGACCUAUGUUAAUACUAUGUUACACAGAUUCUCUAUAUGAUAUAUUUAAUAAUUUUUGUGUUUCUAGGGAGUACCUUGGCAAGCAACUGGAGAAGGAACAGAUCGACAAGCAGGCUGGCACCGUUGUCGGCGCUAAGGCCUAAACAUGUUAUAUAUUGUAAAUGAAAUAUUUAAUUCGUUGUUAUUAUUGUUGUCUUGAAUGUACCAGGCAAUAUUACAGAUAUAGUAACUGCAUUACGUAAAACAUAAUGUAAAUAAUGUGCCUCUUUCCAUUCUGACAUAACAUGCAUCUGCGUAAUCUGUUAUUACAUGCCUAUUAUAGCUUAAAACAAUAAAAAUAGCACUAAAUUUUUUGAAAUAUUUAGUGUACACAUUCCUUUAAGGGUUUUAUUGCAUAAAAAAGUUUAAUAUGAAUGUGAUUUAUUUAAAAAAAGAUAUUAUAAUUAUAUAAUCAAUAAUAAAAAAUCAAUAGAGUUUUAGUGGUUUGUGAUGUGAUAACUGGCGACAUCAGUAUUGUGAAUAAAGUUCAUCAUAAAUAUGUUGA